CUAUCAUAUAUGGACAUAGUGAUCGACUCCCGUUGGAUCUCCUUCAAAAGCUUUCACUUUUUUUAAUUAUGAUAUGUUUCCGACCUACUGAAUAAAACUAUUGGUCACUUCCGGGAAAACAAUACUUGACUGCAGUGGCUUGUCAACAAUCCGGAAGCGGGGCAGCGUUAUAACACAUUCCGACGAAUAGAGACAUUUUGUUUAUCAUUACACGGCGACACGGUGGAGAAAAAGAUUCAGCCUUUUCGGUUACUUGGGAUUUGUGACAUUUCAUUUUAUUUAACGAUUAAAAAAGCAACAUGGACGUUAACGAGAGUGAUUUUGUUACGAACCCGACUAGCAAUCAUUCGGUUUUUGGAAACCUAGAAGAUUGGAACAACGAGAUUGCGGCUGAUCGUAUACCCAAUACGAUUAUCUUAUGUCUGUACAUGGUAAUAGGGGUCACUGGUAAUUUACUCGUUGUUCUUGUCUAUAAAUCUCGUACACACAUGCAGACGGACAAUCGCUACUUCAUCCUGUUUCUGGCGGAGUUGGAUCUCGUGUCAGUGGUAGUAGGCGUGUCUUAUUCCCUUUACCUGAACUUUGCCUUCGUACUUCCCAAAGAAACUGCGGUUUGUAAGAUUUUCGCUUUUCUUCUUCAAACCGCCGGAGUGACGUCAGGAAUUGUUCUGUUGUAUAUUUCCAUACAGCGCUACAAGCUAGUCUGUAGGCCAGCAAGACGUCAAAUUACUGCUCGACACCGAAAGGUCAUGUUGGGGGUCAGUGUCGCCGCUGCGGCGAUUUUUUCUAUUCCCAUCUCUGCUUACUAUGACGUCAGCAUAAUACCCAACGUUGAGAGAAAUGUGACGGGAUUUGAAUGCGCCAUUGUGAAACUGACAACCCUUCAUAGAGUAACGUACGCGAUGUACAACGGUAUCAUGUUAUUGGCAACCAUUGGAAUCCUGAUAACAAUGGCUGUUUUGUAUACGCUGAUUUUGAAAUCCAUGAUGAAGAGGAGCGCCACCUUCAAGGCACGAGAGAGCAGACGACAGCAGCUUCGGGAAAUGGCGGAUGCUAAUACGGGUGAUUUUUCAAGCGAGGACUUUCUUAACAUCUCUUCUCAAUUUCCAACUACUGAAGAGGAGUCCGUAUCACGGAAUUCACAAUUCAAUAUGGUCAACUUAGCAAAUGAGAAACACCCAAGAACCUCCAUGAUUAUCGAUAAGGAUGAUCGGUCAAAACAGAGGGAAUCAAUUGCAACAAGAAACUCUUGUGUUAACCCUCAGAUCCCCAAGCGCAAACGUAAAGCCAGCUACCAAGCUGUGAAGAACCAUUUCUCCACCCAUCGAUAUUCCUACAUAUUCAUAUCGAUAACUUUCUUCUUCGCGAUAUCGUACAUACCAACAGUGGUGGUAUCGGCAUUUGAAUCGCGAUCAACAGAGUUCUGGAUUAACCAAUCAUAUGCCUCCUUACAAAUAUUAUUGGUGUUGCGCCGGAUGUAUAUUUUGAAUCAUAUUGUGAACCCGGUGAUUUACGGGUAUUUUGACCGGUCUUUUCGACGCGAGGUCAAGAAAACCAUUCGAAAGAUGUUUUGUGGACUUGUCAAAAUGGAGAUUACUAGUUCCUCGGACAAGACGAGCAACCAUUAUUGAAUACGUUGUGUACAAAUGUAUAAUAUCAAUGUUAUUUUGUACACUCUUUUAAAGAAUUUUUUGUUUUUAAUACGAUUCAAAAAUCAUGAUCUAAAAUCUUGAGAAUGGAUUCUUGAUAACGCAAAGGAUAUCUAAAGUACAGCGAAAGCGAUGUUUUAACAUUUCCGUAAGAGUAGAGACUUUUUAGUCUGUUUUUAGAUUUGCCUGUCAUGAUUUUAUUUGGUAACUAUGUUUUUUCCCAACCCACAUAAAAAAAGACCAGACACCACGUGACUCUAUUUUUUUAUUUUUCAAUUUUGAAGAUUUUUACAGAUCGUUUUUUGUAUGAAAAUUUCAUGUGAAUGUU
Messenger RNA from Magallana angulata, 1977 nucleotides. RefSeq names its product cholecystokinin receptor type A-like. NCBI's taxonomy places the organism in Eukaryota, Metazoa, Mollusca, Bivalvia, Ostreida, Ostreidae. The coding region runs from base 300 to 1631 and encodes 443 amino acids. Gene Ontology annotation, biological process: neuropeptide signaling pathway. The transcript has a single exon. The record is from RefSeq and is a predicted model, not a curated record. Gene Ontology annotation, molecular function: neuropeptide receptor activity. Gene Ontology annotation, cellular component: membrane.